AUGCUUUCUCUAAGCCCCAAAACAUGGGAAAAACUCAAAGAUUGGAUACUACAAGAAAUAAUCGAAAAAGACCCCGAUAUCGCUGCUGAACUGGCUGAUUUCGUCCUUGAAAUUAUAAGAGAUCUGCCAAACGUCAGUGGUAAGGCAAGUGGCUCUGGUGACCCCGAAGAAUUAGCUCAGUUGCAGCUCAAAGGAAUUGUUAAAAAUCCACAAGAAAUGCUAACACAACUGCCGUCUAAAAUUCACACGGUUGAAUCAACGGAAAAAAUUCCUGGUCCCACAUCGUCUGUUAAAGUGGUCAAUAUUCCAGUCCGAAAUUUAUCCAGAGAUCAGAUCAGAGGACAGUUCAAACCUUUCGGCUCCAUCAAAUACUGUAAAAUCUCUAUACAGAAGCGUCAAGCUGUUGUACAAUAUCACAACGAGUCAUGUGCGAUCCGGUGCACCAAGGCUACCUCCGUCAUAUUCAACAACAGGUUUGUCAAAGUCGAGUUAUUUCACGGAAAUAUUGAAGACUUCGAAGGUGUUACAAUCAUACCACCGGUCUGUCAUCAGAAAACUGAACAAUCUAAUACCAUAUCAAAACAAGCGUCGUCUUCCUCAGAGCAGAGCACCGUGAACAAGCGAAUAGAGCGGGUUCAAAAUGUUCAGCAGAUUCUAUUUGAGAAUAACCAAAAGUCUAAUGAGACGUACAAGACCGAUUUCAAUGAGCUUUUGCUUUCCAAAGAAAAGCUUCUCCGUGCUCAUCAAUCGCUCCUUCAAGAACUACAAAGAAAGACUACAGAGUUAUCCACAGACGAUAAAAAACCAAGCAUUGGCCCACUUUUACUGGAGUUUAAACGGAUCCAAAAAAGCAUGGAUGAACUAAACAUCACACCCACCGAGAUGACAGACAUCAAAGUACGAAAAAUGAAUAUGGAUCAUCCCAACGAGUUCGAGGUCAAAGACGCUCGCACAGCAGCGGCGAAAAAGAAGCGAGCUAAGAAGUUAGCUUCGAUACGUAAAAAGAUUCGGAGGAAAAGAUGA
Molecule: messenger RNA, 1023 nt
Organism: Lachancea lanzarotensis
Lineage: Eukaryota; Fungi; Ascomycota; Saccharomycetes; Saccharomycetales; Saccharomycetaceae
Product: LALA0S06e01376g1_1
Exons: 1
Coding region: 1-1023 (340 amino acids)
Cellular component (GO): nucleus
Molecular function (GO): RNA binding
Source: RefSeq, a predicted model, not a curated record